CUGGGGGGAGGAGGGGAUGGACCCAGUCCUGGGUUGUCCGGAUGAGGGUUCGGGAAGGUUUGGCGAGUAAGGUUGCAUUCCUUGGAUCUGCACCAGUUUCCCUACCCCGUCUCCGUCAGCUCCCCGACGUCGGGGAUUGAGACUGAAAGAGCAUCCCGGGACGGGGCCUUCCGGCCUCGAAGCAGCUUAUCCAGAGACCCUCAAAUUCUGAUCUUGAAGUUGGAGGCUCUUGGGGAAGUUCGUUUCUAAACUUUUAGAAGAAUUAGAGGAUUUGCGGCUGCCUGACCCCAGCCUAGUGUGUGUGGUGCGAAGGCUCGGACAGCAUGACGACGGAGACCUUCGUGAAGGAUAUCAAGCCCGGGCUCAAGAAUCUGAACCUCAUCUUCAUUGUGCUGGAGACAGGUCGAGUGACCAAAACAAAGGACGGGCACGAGGUUCGGACCUGCAAAGUGGCAGACAAAACAGGCAGCAUCAAUAUCUCUGUCUGGGACGACGUGGGUAACCUGAUCCAGCCUGGAGACAUAAUUCGGCUCACCAAAGGGUAUGCUUCAGUGUUCAAAGGUUGUCUGACACUAUACACUGGACGUGGGGGUGAUCUUCAGAAGAUUGGAGAAUUCUGUAUGGUAUAUUCUGAGGUUCCUAACUUCAGUGAGCCAAACCCAGAGUACAGCGCCCAGCAGGCACCCAACAAGGCGGUGCAGAACGAUAGCAGCCCUCCGGCCCCCCAGCCUACCACCGGACCCCCUGCCGUUUCUCCAGCCUCCGAGAACCAGAACGGGAAUGGACUGAGUGCCCCACCAGGUCCUGGUGGUGGCCCACACCCCCCUCACACACCCUCGCAUCCCCCCAGCACCCGAAUUACCCGAAGCCAGCCCAACCACACACCUGCCGGCCCUCCUGGCCCCUCCAGCAGCCCUGUCAGUAACGGCAAAGAAACCCGGAGGAGCAGCAAGAGAUAGCAAGACUUUCUUCCUCCCUUCCCACCACCCACCAGAACCCCAGCGUCUUGAGCACCCAGCCUUCUUCUAGGGUGCUGGCUUUGGUGGGGUGGGGUGGGUAGGUAGUAGUAUUUUAGCCACUAACUUUCACUAGAGGGGUGUGAUGAGCAGCGGACUUACCCACCCUAAGCCCAUACUCCCUGCCUUGCCCAGCUUUGGCUCAGGUCAUGAUCUCAAGGUCCUGGGAUCGAGCCUAUCACCUGGGAUUCAAGGCCCCCUGCCCACCCUCCUUCCUCUUAGAAACAAGUCACAGUCUGUUUCUGGUAUGUGUGAUGUGGAAGACAAAUUGAAUCCCUCCUUCCUAAUAAACGUUACCACUCUGUA
This is a messenger RNA of Neogale vison (American mink), 1322 nucleotides long. It is a transcript of the gene NABP2, whose product is annotated as nucleic acid binding protein 2. NCBI's taxonomy places the organism in Eukaryota, Metazoa, Chordata, Mammalia, Carnivora, Mustelidae. The transcript has 7 exons. The coding region runs from base 324 to 959 and encodes 211 amino acids. Gene Ontology annotation, biological process: mitotic cell cycle checkpoint signaling; response to ionizing radiation; double-strand break repair via homologous recombination. The record is from RefSeq and is a predicted model, not a curated record. Gene Ontology annotation, cellular component: SOSS complex. Gene Ontology annotation, molecular function: DNA binding.